Brassica rapa (field mustard) is the source of this 1557-nucleotide messenger RNA. RefSeq lists its product as uncharacterized. The record is from RefSeq and is a predicted model, not a curated record. Gene Ontology annotation, biological process: regulation of transcription by RNA polymerase II. NCBI's taxonomy places the organism in Eukaryota, Viridiplantae, Streptophyta, Magnoliopsida, Brassicales, Brassicaceae. Gene Ontology annotation, molecular function: transcription coactivator activity. Gene Ontology annotation, cellular component: SAGA complex.
CGAAAAAAAAAAAACAAAUUAAGACAGAAAAAGGAAAACUGAGGAAACAACUCAGUAAGCAAGAGAUCAAAGCUUUGAACACAUUCAAAUCCCACGGGGGCAAUACUCUAGAGCAAUCCCAAGAUUCUGGGGGUUCAUAGAAUUGAAUCAAAUACAUAUACGGCGUUUCGAGCAAAUUAAUCAUUAGUUCUCGUGAAGUUGGCAAGACGCUCCUCCUUGCAUUGUUUCUUCCUCUGAGGGAGAGAGAGAGGGGUGACACCCAAAAAGCUAGGGGUUCUUAAAUUUUAUGUGAAGGGAAAUAGAAGCUGAGAGAGUGCGUUUGUGUGCACGCACUCUCCAUUGUUCGCUUUUUGGUUGUAGAAGGAAUUAAUCAUCAUGCAACGUUGCCAAGAUCGAAGGAUUCAUCUUGGUGAUUUGAAAGGGCACAUUGUGAAGAAGAUUGGUGUUGAAAGAUCUAAAAAAUAUUUUUAUUACCUAAGUAGGUUUCUGUGUCAGAAGCUUACAAAGAGGGAGUUUGAUAAGUCAUGUUUCAGGGUGUUAGGGAGGGAGAAUCUCUCUCUACACAACCACUUGAUCCGUUCCAUCUUGAGAAACGCAACUGUUGCUAAGUCCCCACUCAAACCUGUUCAGAGUAGAGAAGAUGGAUGUUUAGUCCCUAACCAUAAUAAUCAGAAUGGUCCUGUUUGGUCCAACGGGAAGGUUGAAUAUAUGUUGCAACAGCCAGUUUGUAGUAAUGUCGGUUUAGAAAACGGUGAUUUGAGUCGGUUUGAUGAUCAAAGAUCAGGCGGAUAUGGAAGAGAAGGUGAGUUUCUUGGCCCAAGUAAAGAUCAGGUUGCAACUGCAGCUGUAAAUGUAUCAAUGAGUAAUCCUCUCGUCGCACCUCUAGGGAUUCAGUUUUGUUCAGCUAGUGUCGGUGGUAGAACGGUUCCUGUUUCAACCGUAAUGAGUUGCUUACCAGAGACAGAGAUGGUGAGGAAAAGGAUGGAGAGUAUUGCAGUAGCACAUGGUCUUGAAGGUGUUUCGAUGGAGUGUGCUAAUACGUUGAAUGCCAUGUUGGACGUUUAUCUCAAGAAGCUGAUCAAAUCGUGUACUGAUUUGGUCGGAGCUCGGUCCACCAAGCAGCAGAGUCAGAACAGUUUGCAAGAUCAUUACUCUGUGUCACUGCUUGAUUUUAGAACGGCCAUGGAGUUAAAUCCACAACAGCUUGGCGAAAACUGGCCUACUCUCCGAGAGAGAAUAUCCGUGAGGUCUUUCGAGGAACAAGACUUGGAGGUGUGAAAGAAAAUCGUGGACAUGCAUGUGUGUCGAUGGUAGAUAAUGUCUGAGUCCAGCAUGCUCUGGUCCAAAAGUGUGAAAGAGAGUGAAGUUAUGAGAGAGCAGGUUAGUAGAUUAUUUUUUAAAGUGCAACUAAUCCCAAACUAACCGUCUAAAAGAUCUAUGUUGUAAGAUUAUUAGCUUUGCUGUUUAUACUGAGUUUUGGCGGAGAUACUGUAUGUAACCCUUAGUCUUUUAGCAUUUGUUUAGAAAUCAUUUCUUAAUAAGAAGAAAUUCAACAUU